Vigna unguiculata (cowpea) is the source of this 3054-nucleotide messenger RNA. Its product is annotated as LRR receptor-like serine/threonine-protein kinase IOS1. Gene Ontology annotation, molecular function: ATP binding; protein kinase activity; protein binding. NCBI's taxonomy places the organism in Eukaryota, Viridiplantae, Streptophyta, Magnoliopsida, Fabales, Fabaceae. Gene Ontology annotation, biological process: protein phosphorylation. The record is from RefSeq and is a predicted model, not a curated record.
UGACCACCUCGCCAAAACAUGGUAUAAGUCGGAAAAGGAUGAUCACUAUUCUACUUCAGAGACAGAGGGUGAUAAGAAAUGGGAACGUUGAGGUGUUUCCUUGUUGGUUUUGUUGGAGUUCUACUUCUUGCCGUUCUAAUUCAAGCUCAGGACCAAUCAGGAUUCAUCAGCAUAGACUGUGGAGCUCCUGCAUAUGAGAACUAUAUUGAGUCUCAAACGGGCAUAAAUUAUACUUCAGAUGCAAGUUUAAUAAACACUGGUGUGAGUAUGUCAGUAGAAUCUGAUCUCCAAGGAGAGUAUCAAAAACAGAUGCUGACUCUCAGAAGCUUCCCUGAAGGAAAAAGGAACUGCUACAAAAUAGACAUCACAAGAGGCUCUAAGUAUCUGAUCAAGGCUGGUUUUUUGUACGGGAAUUAUGAUGGGCUGAAUAAGAUACCAAAGUUUGAUAUUCAUCUCGGGGCUAACCGAUGGGGUACAGUCAACAUAAACAAUGGAUCAUAUGAAGUGGACAUGGAGAUCAUACAUAUACCUUCACAAGAUUAUGUACAAAUCUGUCUGGUUGACACGGGCCAUGGAACACCAUUUAUAUCAACCCUAGAAUUCAGAACUUUGACAAAUGAUAUUUAUGUCACUAAAUCUGGAUCAUUGGAAACUUACAUCCGCUGGGAUUUAGGUUCAAACCAAGGCUACAGGUACAAGGACGAUGUUUACGAUCGUUACUGGGGAUAUGGCAACAUCAAUAAUUGGACACAAUUAAGUGUUUCGGUUUCUGCGGAUGCUUUAGUCCAGAGCGUAUACAGACCGCCAGCUAUUGUGAUGAGCACUGCAGUUACACCACCAAACGUUAGUGCUCCAUUGUUAUUACAAUGGGAGCCCGAUGAUCCAACUGACCAAUUCUAUGUUUACUUGUACUUCAUGGAGAUUCAAGAGUUAGCGACAAAUCAGACAAGAGAAUUCAACAUCGUGGCAAAUGGUAAACUGUGGUAUUCAAACUGUUCACCAAAGAAUCUUCUUGUCACCACUUUACUGUCCAAGUCAGCCUCCAGUGGGAAAGAAAUUAUAUUUUCUCUGGAAAAAACCAAUGACUCAACCCUGCCUCCCAUCAUCAAUGCCCUUGAAAUUUACAAAGUAAUAGAUUUCCCGCAAUCAGAUACGUUCAAAGGAGACGAUGAUGCCAUUACAACCAUCAAAUCAAUUUAUGGGGUGAAAAGAGAUUGGCAAGGUGAUCCAUGUGCCCCAGUAGAUUACUUGUGGGAUGGUUUGAAUUGUAGUUAUAGCAAAAACGAGUCUCCAAGAAUCACAACUUUGAAUUUAUCUUCAAGUGGGUUGUCAGGAAAGAUAGACCCUUCAAUCUCAAACCUCACCAUGUUGGAGACUUUGGAUUUAUCAAACAAUAACUUAAACGGUGAAAUUCCUGAUUUUCUGUCUCAAUUACAACAUUUAAAGAUAUUAAACCUGGAGAAGAAUAACCUCUCUGGUUCAAUUCCCUCAGCACUUGUUGACAAAUCUAAGGGAGGUUCUUUGUCACUAAGUGUGGAUCCAAAUCUCUGUGAAUCUGGUCAAUGCAACGAGCAGGACAAAGAGAGUGGAAAGAAAAAGAACAUUGUUACACCCUUGGUAGCAUCUGUUAGUGGGGUUGUGCUCCUUCUCGUUGUCGUGGCAGCUAUAUUAUGGACUCUUAAAAGAAGAAAAUUGAAAGCUUUGAUAGUAGACAAGGAUCAAAGUCAGAUCGCACCACAACACACAGAACAAGAUGAUUUAUUACUACCAUUCAGGAAACAAAUUUAUUCGUACUCCGACAUCCUUAAAAUCACCAACAAUUUCAAUACAACUCUCGGUAGAGGAGGAUUUGGAACUGUUUAUCUUGGCCAUAUUGAUGACACUCCUGUUGCAGUGAAAAUGCUUUCCUCAUCGUCUGUCAAGGGCUUUCAACAAUUUCAGGCAGAGGUUAAACUUCUAAUGAGAGUUCAUCACAAAAAUUUAACCUCCCUUGUUGGUUAUUGUAAUGAAGAAACCAAUAAGGGUCUCAUAUACGAGUACAUGGCCAAUGGAAACUUACAAGAACAUCUCUCUGGUAACCGCAGCAAAGCAAAAUUCUUCACCUGGGAAGAAAGACUUCGUAUAGCAGUGGAUGCAGCCUUAGGUUUGGAGUAUCUGCACAAUGGUUGCAAGCCAUCCAUAAUCCACAGAGACAUAAAAUCUACAAACAUAUUGCUGAAUGAACACUUCCAAGCAAAGUUAGCAGAUUUUGGUCUGUCCAAAAUUAUUCCAACUGAAGGGGGAACUCACGUGUCAACUGUUGUUGCCGGUACUCCUGGUUAUCUGGACCCUGAGUACUUCACAACAAACAGAUUGACAGAAAAGAGUGAUGUUUAUAGUUUUGGUGUUGUUCUUUUGGAGAUAAUCACAAAUCAAGCAGUGAUAACGAGGGGUGAAAAAAGUAUUCACAUAAGUGACUGGGUGAGAUCGUUGGUGGUGAAAGGGGAUAUGAAGGCCAUUGUUGACUCAAGGCUAGAAGGAGAUUAUGACACCAAUUCAGUUUGGAAAGCAGUAGAAAUAGCAACAGCAUGUGUGUCUUCAAAUAUGAACAGAAGGCCCGUCACAAGCGAGAUAGUGAUUGAACUGAAGGAGUCUUUAUCAAUGGAAGUAGCUAGAACAAAAUAUAGAGGUAACCAUUCAUCAGAUUCAGGGGUGACCUUGAAUCUGAACACAGAAUUUAUUCCUCAAGCCAGGUAAAACGCUUCACCAGAAUAAGAUGGCUACAAUCUUGUAGCAAGGUCUAUAUGACUAUGCUAAGUGGUUUUUCUCUUUCAAUUCCAAACCCACUAUUGAAACCUCACGUCGCACAAGUUCUGAAUAUUUGCUUUGAUUUUAAAUGUAUAAUAAUGUACAAAAUAUCGCAAACUUAUUGUUGCACAAUUUCUGAAUACUCCUUUAAUUUGAGUGAUGUACUUCUUGUCUUCCUUUGUAAAUGUAUUUAGUAUUGGUGAUUGAUAUUGAUUGUGCAAAUAGAACAAGAUAAAUAAUAAAGAACACAUGCUUCUUUAUCCAUAA